GAUGCGCUCACUUAGUUAAAUCUGAGAGCUGUCAUCUGACUGCUGUACAGGAUAAACAUCGCCGACACAGGGUCAAGUCCUGACGCUUAUAUAAAAGUAUGUCCAACACGGGAGGUCGCAGACUGAAACAGUGGCUGGUGGAGCAGAUCCAAAGUUCGCAGUACCCCGGACUAGAAUGGGAGGAUGAGAGCCACACACUGUUUCGCAUUCCUUGGAAACAUGCAGGGAAACAGGAUUAUAACCAAGAAAUUGAUGCAUCCAUUUUUAAGGCCUGGGCUGUUUUUAAAGGCAAGUUUAAGGAGGGGGACAAGGCUGAGCCUGCCACAUGGAAGACCAGACUGCGGUGUGCCCUGAAUAAAAGCCCUGAUUUUGAGGAGGUGACAGACAGGUCGCAACUAGACAUCUCUGAGCCCUACAAAGUCUAUCGCAUUGUUCCUGAGGAAGAACAGAAAAUUGGUAAAAGCACAUCAAUGGCCAUGGCAACUACCAGCAGCUCUGGUGAUAUUACUGACAUGGACUGCAGUUCUGGAGACAUAGAGGAGUUCAUCAAAGAGGAGGAAGGCUGUAACAUCCAGGCCAGUCCAGAAUAUUGGUCCCAAAGUAGCAUUAAUGCCUUCCCAAUGCAUCAGGACCCUCUGCCAGUGUUGUGUUCAGCUUUUUCCCAAAUGAUGAUCAGUUUCUUCUAUGGUGGGAAGCUGGUGCACACUGCUUUGGCUACACAUCCUGAGGGCUGCCGGAUCUCCCCGGUCCAACAGCAUCUGGGGCGCAGCGCCCUCUACAGUUCAGAGACCAUGCAGAGUGUUCAUUUCCCCCCCGCCGAGCACAUUGAGUACGAUCGCCCACGCCAAAUUACGCGGAAGCUCCUUGGCCACCUGGAGAGGGGUGUGCUGGUUCGUGCCAACCGAGAAGGCGUCUUCAUUAAGAGGCUGUGCCAGAGCCGUGUCUUCUGGAGUGGGCUGGGUGGAGUGGGCCCCCAGUACAGCCCUGUGCCUUGUAAACUGGAGAGGGAUGCUGUGGUGAAGAUCUUUGACACAGAAAGGUUCAUUCAUGCUCUCCAGUUAUACCAGGAGGGCCAGUUCCCUGCUCCUGACCCCACUGUGACUCUGUGUUUUGGAGAGGAGCUCCAUGACAUCAGCAAUGCCAAGAACAAACUCAUCAUUGUGCAGAUCACAGUUGUGAACUGUCAGCAGCUGCUGGAGGCGGUGAACAUACGGCGUACACAGCCCUACAGCAACAGCUCCAACCUGGACAUCACUGAUGAGGUGGCCAGUGACCAGAUGGCCCGCAUCUACCAGGACCUUUGUAGUUACAGCGCCCCCCAGAGGACAGCCUGCUACAGGGACAACAUGCCCAUUACUGCCUGAGCCAUCAGCAGGGUAACAGACCCGACAGGGGCUGUUCAGCAUGUACACUGAUUGUGGAAUAUGUUAGGGGGAAAAUGAAGUACACUGAUGAGGUGAAGCCAGUUAAAAGCCUUUAUCCCUUAUUGAUUUCGCUUAUUAAAUCUAUACCAAUCACAAAGGAGGAGAAGUAGAUAGAGACACGCAGAACAACUUCAGAAGGAUCUUCAGAAGCUUUGAGACAAGUGAGAUUGUGUAAAAAGGGGCUGCAACUCACUGUCAUGAAACUGUCCCUAAUAUUUUGUACAUUCAGUGUGCAUGAACAGCGCUAACACAGGCCUUGGUGUUCUAACUGCUGUUACCAUGAAGCUCGAGAAAAUGUAGCACAUGCAGUAGGACUCACUGUUUUACAGUAUAUUCCACACAUCUAUAGUUUUGUUUGGUUUUCAAAAGAUUUAUCCAUUUCAUCUUCAUAGUAAGUCUGCUAUCCUUUACUCAGUUUCAGUGAAAGAAAUUGUAUUGAGUUCCUAGUGAAUGAUAUUUACGUUCUCGUCUGCAUCUUGGAAGACCGUGUCAUUCACAUUGCAGUACAGCCAGUGGGUGUUAAAGCUGAAAUCCGUGGUUUCUCCCAUUUCACCAUUUUGUCCCCUUGAGGUAUCUGGAGUAUUUAAAAUGACAUUCACACUACAGAAAAAAAGGUGCAGCAGCCAGUAUCACUUUGUGCGCUCUCAGCUCACGAGGAAACAGUUCACAUUGUAGUCAAAUUGAUAGUAACAGUACCUUACAGUGUAUGUCACUAGCAUACGUCUUUGGUCAGGCCGGUAUGCUAUCUACCAAACAGCACCCAGCUACCCAAACAACAUUUGUGCUACCUGGUCAAAACAUUUAUUAGUCAUCUAUGCAGAGUAUCCCCGACCAUGGUAAUACUGUAAACUGACUCCAUGAUCCAGAUGAAUUAUUUAUUAAAAAAAAAAGAAGAAAAAAAAAGUCCCGGAUUCCAGCUUUAAGGGUUAUUGA
Molecule: messenger RNA, 2357 nt
Organism: Myripristis murdjan (pinecone soldierfish)
Lineage: Eukaryota; Metazoa; Chordata; Actinopteri; Holocentriformes; Holocentridae
Gene: irf8
Product: interferon regulatory factor 8
Exons: 9
Coding region: 99-1364 (421 amino acids)
Biological process (GO): immune system process; regulation of transcription by RNA polymerase II
Cellular component (GO): nucleus
Molecular function (GO): DNA-binding transcription factor activity, RNA polymerase II-specific; protein binding; RNA polymerase II cis-regulatory region sequence-specific DNA binding
Source: RefSeq, a predicted model, not a curated record